Malassezia japonica is the source of this 447-nucleotide messenger RNA. It is a transcript of the gene UBE2N, whose product is annotated as E2 ubiquitin-conjugating enzyme. Gene Ontology annotation, molecular function: ubiquitin conjugating enzyme activity. Bases 1 to 447 code for a protein of 148 amino acids. Gene Ontology annotation, biological process: DNA damage tolerance; protein K63-linked ubiquitination. The record is from RefSeq and is a predicted model, not a curated record. Gene Ontology annotation, cellular component: nucleus. NCBI's taxonomy places the organism in Eukaryota, Fungi, Basidiomycota, Malasseziomycetes, Malasseziales, Malasseziaceae. The transcript has 6 exons.
AUGUCGCUGCCGAAGCGCAUCAUCAAGGAGACAGAGCGCCUCGUCGCUGAUCCGGCGCCGGGCAUCCAGGCGACGCCCCAUGAGGAUAAUCUGCGCUAUUUUGAUGUCGUGAUCUCAGGGCCAUCGCAGAGUCCGUUUGACGGCGGCUCGUUCAAGCUCGAGCUUUUCCUUCCCGAGGACUAUCCCAUGGCGCCGCCCAAGGUGCGCUUCCUCACCAAGAUCUACCACCCGAACAUUGACAAACUCGGGCGUAUCUGCCUCGAUAUCCUCAAGGACAAAUGGUCGCCUGCGCUGCAGAUCCGCACGGUGCUUCUGUCGAUCCAGGCGCUGCUUUCAGCGCCGAAUCCUGACGACCCUCUGGCGAACGAUGUGGCGGAGCACUACAAGACCAACGAGAAAGGCGCGAUCGAGACUAGUCGGCAGUGGACGCAGAUGUACGCUGUGUGA